This is a messenger RNA of Amphibalanus amphitrite, 2232 nucleotides long. RefSeq names its product spidroin-2-like. NCBI's taxonomy places the organism in Eukaryota, Metazoa, Arthropoda, Thecostraca, Balanomorpha, Balanidae. The coding region runs from base 49 to 2232 and encodes 727 amino acids. Gene Ontology annotation, molecular function: nucleic acid binding. The transcript has 6 exons. The record is from RefSeq and is a predicted model, not a curated record.
GACAACGGAAGGGAGUUUACCAGCAGCGUGAUUAAGGAGUGUGUCGCUAUGUGGCCGCAACUCAAAAUCGUCCACGGGAAGCCGCGUCAUUCGCAAUCGCAGGGCUCAGUCGGAAGAGCUAAUAGGACCGUACAAGAAAAACUGUCGGCGUGGAUGAGAGAAAACGGAACAAAAACCUGGUCUGAGGGUCUACGAUUCGUCCAAUGGCAAAUCAACAGCCAGGUUCGCGACGGCGAUCGGUGUCCGUGCCAAGAGGCCCGACCCGAGCCGCGGUUGGUCGCCGAGAGACGACUUGCCCAGCAGCAGCAGAGAAAGCAGGCCGAAUGCAUGGUAAAGAGGGCGCGCUCAAGCUCCACGGCCAUCAACGUCGGCGACAACGUGACCGUGGGCAUCCCCGAUGUCGACCGUUCUCGUAUCGAGCAUCGAAACCUCAUCUGCGUGGUUCUUGAGGUAACUGAUGACGGCUUCAUUCUGGGCUGCCGCCAUGGACGGCUGGGUCUGUACACCAGAAACCAAAUGGAGCCCUGCCGGGAAAAGCACCUGUCGUCGGAUGAAGUUCCCCAGCGGGACACCACUGUCCGGGAAGCGGCCCGGAUGCAGUCCGGCGGAAAAGGGCAGGGAUUUUUAAAAUGUAUGUGCUCGAAGCUGUGUAAAGGGAAGUGUGUGUGCGCGGCGUCCCCUCAGCAGCAGGUGACCGGUCCUGUUGCGGUAGCAGCGGCCCUGUCGGACGGACCUCUGGGCGGAGCGGCGUCCCCUCAGCCGGCAGCGGCCCUGUCGGACGGACCUCUCCUGGCCGCAGCGGCAUCCCCUCAGCAGCAGGUGACCGGUCCUGUUGCGGCAGCAGCGGCCCUGUCGGACGGACCUCUGGGCGGAGCGGCGUCCCCUCAGCAGCAGGUGACCGGUCCUGUUGCGGCAGCAGCGGCCCUGUCGGACGGACCUCUGGGCGGAGCGGCGUCCCCUCAGCCGGCAGCGGCCCUGUCGGACGGACCUCUCCUGGUCGCAGCGGCGUCCCCUCAGCAGCAGGUGACCGGUCCUGUUGCGGCAGCAGCGGCCCUGUCGGACGGACCUCUGGGCGGAGCGGCGUCCCCUCAGCCGGCAGCGGCCCUGUCGGACGGACCUCUCCUGGCCGCAGCGGCGUCCCCUCAGCAGCAGGUGACCGGUCCUGUUGCGGCAGCAGCGGCCCUGUCGGACGGACCUCUGGGCGGAGUGGCGUCCCCUCAGCCGGCAGCGGCCCUGUCGGACGGACCUCUCCUGGCCGCAGCGGCAUCCCCUCAGCAGCAGGUGACCGGUCCUGUUGCGGCAGCAGCAGCCCUGUCGGACGGACCUCUGGGCGGAGCGGCGUCCCCUCAGCCGGCAGCGGCCCUGUCGGACGGACCUCUCCUGGUCGCAGCGGCGUCCCCUCAGCAGCAGGUGACCGGUCCUGUUGCGGCAGCAGCGGCCCUGUCGAGCGGACCUCUCCUGGCCGCAGCGGCGUCCCCUCAGCAGCAGGUGACCGGUCCUGUUGCGGCACCAGCGGCCCUGUCGGACGGACCUCUCCUGGCCGCAGCGGCGUCCCCUCAGCAGCAGGUGACCGGUCCUGUUGCGGCAGCAGCGGCGUCCCCUGUCGAGCGGACCUCUCCUGGCCGCAGCGGCGUCCCCUCAGCAGCAGCGGCGUCCCCUCAGCAGCAGGUGACCGGUCCUGUUGCGGCAGCAGCGGCCCUGUCGGACGGACCUCUCCUGGCCGCAGCGGCAUCCCCUCAGCAGCAGGUGACCGGUCCUGUUGCGGCAGCAGCGGCCCUGUCGGACGGACCUCUGGGCGGAGCGGCGUCCCCUCAGCCGGCAGCGGCCCUGUCGGACGGACCUCUCCUGGCCGCAGCGGCGUCUCCUCAGCAGCAGGUGACCGGACCUGUUGGGGCAGCAGCGGCCCUGUCGGACGGACCUCUCCUGGCCGCAGCGGCAUCCCCUCAGCAGCAGGUGACUGGUCCUGUUGCCGGAGCAGCGGCCCUGUCGGACGGACCUCUGGGCGGAGCGGCGUCCCCUCAGCCGGCAGCGGCCCUGUCGGACGGACCUCUCCUGGCCGCAGCAGCGUCCCCUCAGCAGCAGGUGACCGGUCCUGUCGCGGCGGAGGCGGCCCUGUCGAGCGGACCUCUCCUGGCCGCAGCGGCGUCCCCUCAGCAGCAGGUGACCGGUCCUGUCGCGGCGGAGGCGGCUCUGCCGGACGGACCUCUUCUCGGUGCAGUGGCAGUAUCUUAG